AACUAUAGUAUUUUUUGUGGGUUUAGGCAUAUAGUUGGAUACAUAGUAUUUUUUUUUUUUUAAUCCACCCUAAGUUGUAGAAUCUCUACAUAACCGUUAUCAAAUUCAAGUUUGCAUUUUCUGAAUUCAAAGAUUCAGUCAAACUGAAAUUGAAAGUUUGGGUCAAGUUCGUAGAAGUCAUUGAAAGCCAUCACGUUAGAUCUACUUACUUAGCUUCCAUAGGUAACCCUAUAUAUAACUGAAGCUGAUACUAGGCAACAUAGAGCUGCAGAUGAAACCGUACCGGCGUACCCAAUCCCAUCCCAGACAAGAAGAAAUCCCCAGCCUCAACCAAAAAGGUAAACCAGUAUAGGGACCAUCCUUGUGGCAGUGUUCGUUGUUGUGCUUCAAGCACAAACAUGCGUCACGUGUUCUGCUACCAUAACGCUCAGAUCACCGGUCGACGUCCCAUCGAUCGCGUGUUCAGUUGAUCUCCUUCAUUAAAAUGAGCCUUUCUGGUUCUGUUACUGUCUGUGUUAGGCCACAGUAGGGCUUCUCCAAUAAUGCAAGUGAUAAUUUUAAUUCUACCAAAAGAAAUUAUUAUAAGAUGGGGGGGGGAUAGGGUAUUAAUGCCUUUGUCUGGUUUUGUUUGUAUGUUUGGACAAGAAUCUAAGGCCCCUCAUUUUCCGCCAUCAAACUCUACAAACCCUCACACCCGCUAACAACUUCCUACUUGUUCAUUUCUCCAUCACAAACAACAUGGGCUGCCUUCUCUUUCUCUCUCUCAAGCCCACCACCACCACCGCCGCCGCCGCCUUCUUCGUUCUUCUAAUCACCCUCCUCUCUUCUCUCUCUACACCCUCCAAUGCCGACCCCGACCCCGACCCGAAAAUCGGCGACAUUGCCACAACGUCUGCUUCACCGCCGCCACCUGUACUUAAUAAUGUGGACACCGCCGAGAAACCCAAGUCGUUCCGGCCCAGCAUGGCCAUCAUGGUCGGAGUUCUGACGACUCUGUUCUCCUUCACGUUUCUUCUCCUCCUCUACGCCAAGCACUGCAAGCGCGGCAGCUUCGUCGUCAUCGGAGGAACCGCCGCCGACUCCGGACCUCCCGCCGGGGCGGGUCUCCGUAAAAACUCCGGAAUCGACCGGGCCGUCGUCGAGUCCCUCCCGGUUUUCCGGUUCAGGUCGCUCCGGGGACACAAGGACGGCCUCGAAUGCGCCGUCUGCCUCACCCGGUUCGAGCCCACCGAGGUCCUCCGCCUCCUCCCGAAAUGCAAGCACGCCUUCCACGUCGAGUGCGUCGACACGUGGCUCGACGCCCACUCCACCUGCCCGCUCUGCCGCUACCGGGUCGACCCGGAAGACAUCCUCCUAAUCGAAGACGCCAGAAUCCUGCACCACCAGAACAGCCAGCCCCAGACUCCCCACCAAAACGACGUCGUCAUCAACAUCGAAACCGACCCGGGAAUCCGCCGCGUGUCGGGGCGCCACUCCUCCGCCUUGGAGCAGCGACCCGGCUCCUCCUCUCACGACAAUACGUCGUCGUUCCGGAGGUCCCUCGACAGCUGGACCUGGUUCCGGAAAAAAACCGAACCCGCGGCCGCCGCCGGAAGCCAAGAACGUCCGAGAAAAGACGGCCUCCUUUUAAGCCACGACAAAACGAGGCUGGAGCACCGAAUCAUCGUCUCCUCCCCCAGAUCAAGCAACACCGGCGGCGGUGGGUUCCACCAACGAUGGAGCGACGUACAGCCGUCCGAUCUUCUCUACCUUCGCUCGGAGAUGAUCAUAAGCGAUAACGGACUGACACGUCAGGGGCAGGACCAGGAGGAGGUACCGUUGCGCUGUGGCAAUGGGGCCGUUCCAGCUGGGGAGAGUAAUGGAGGGAGUGGCAGUGGCAGAGGCGUAAUAAACGAGCGAAGCGUGUCGGAAAUCACGGGGUUGAGCAGGUUUUCGAACAGAGGGAGCAGUAAUGAGAGGAGCAAUCAGCACCACCAAAACCAUCAGCAGCGUUACCAACAGCGACAGCUCAGGCUCGUAUCCAGGUGGGUCGCUUGGAUUUCGUCCCAGUCACGCCCAGCUGUACGGCCUGAUCGUACCACUGGUGCUUCUUCCCCCACCACUCCACAGACUACACCACCACCACCGCCUUUACCCACUGUGGCCACUGCUUGAUUCUCUCUCUCUCUCUCUUUUUUCCUUUGCCCUUUAUUUAGUUAUACACAAGACGACGGAAGGCUUAGACAGAAGGACCAAAACCCAGUACGUUCCAAACGAUUUUUGGUUUUCUUUUUGUUCUGGGAAAAACAAGUUGGGCACAAUUUUCGUAGCGGCAGUGUUUGUUUGAAAUAGACGGAAGGGAGGUGCGCUAGAGUUAGAAUAGAUACACAGACAGAGGGGGAUAGAUAUUCCAGACACAACCACGGAUGCCGAAAUGGCACGUGGAUUUUCUGAUACGGAAAUCAGAUUUGUACUUUGUUCUGCUGUAGCGUUUGUGUACAUAUUCUUAUUCUUCUAGAAUAAUUUAGAUUUAAUUAGCUAAUCUUAUUUGAUUAGAUAUUUACAUCAGAGGGUUUUGAUUUUGGUUAUUGAAAAUUUGAGUACGUUAUCAUC
Molecule: messenger RNA, 2592 nt
Organism: Rosa rugosa (rugosa rose)
Lineage: Eukaryota; Viridiplantae; Streptophyta; Magnoliopsida; Rosales; Rosaceae
Product: RING-H2 finger protein ATL43-like
Exons: 1
Coding region: 739-2154 (471 amino acids)
Source: RefSeq, a predicted model, not a curated record